Closterium sp. NIES-65 is the source of this 2691-nucleotide messenger RNA. NCBI's taxonomy places the organism in Eukaryota, Viridiplantae, Streptophyta, Zygnematophyceae, Desmidiales, Closteriaceae. The record is from the annotation of a GenBank genome assembly.
AUGCUGAUCAGGUGGUUGCUUACCACAGAGGACACUCGUGGUUGUUGUGUCAGCUGUCUUCACUCCAACCACGGGGGUGAGUUUUGCUCCGGCUUUCUUGCUGGAUUCUGUCGCGAGCAGGGCAUUCGUCAGUCCUGGACGCUUCCAGAGUCCUCACAGCAGAAUGGGGUUGCUGAGCGCCGCAUAGGCUUGGUCAUGGAGAUCGCCCGCACCUCAUUGACUCACGCCCGUGCCCCCCAUUUUCUGUGGCCCUAUGCGGUUCGGUACGCUGCUCACCAGCUGAACCUCUGGCCGCGUGUCUCUCAGCCAGAGGUUUUACCGACCGGUCUUUGGACUGGGUCCCCUGGUGUUGCGUCGCGGUUUCAUGUCUGGGGUUGCUUGGCUCUUGUUCGCGACACCUCCGCGGACAAGCUCUCGCCUCGCGCCGUUCCCUGUGUCUUCUUCGGUUUCCCUAAGGAGUCCCCUGACUUCACCUUUUACUACCCUCCCUCUCACCGGUUCUUCGGCUCCCGUUACGUCCGUUUCGAGGAGUUCGUCCCCUACUACGUCAGGUACCCCUGUCGAGGUCUCCCGGUUCCUCCUCCCCCCCUCUUCCUGACCCCCGCUCUGUUAGAAGGAAAUGCUGCCAUGAGCAACAAAAUGUCUGCGCUGGGAUUCGAACUCGGCCGCACCAUCCGAGCGGAGCUGCUGACCAUUGGACAGGAGGUCCACAUGGCCACGUUUGCCGCCCACGUGCUAAAGGGCCUACCACUGGAGUACGGAUUUCUUCGCCGCAAGCUCGAUAUUUCCAGCCCUGACAUGAUGGUGGAACGCGUGUGCAGCGAGGUGUUGAUCGAGGAGCAGACUCUAUCCAUCGAACAGAGUUACAAGCAGAUCACCAGCGAUGCAUCUGCUUUUGCGGGCGCUGUCAACACCAUCGUGGCUACAACGGGGGUCAACGGGAAGGAAGGAAAAGGGGGACAGGAGCAGACGGACAAGAAGAAGGACGGCAAGUGGGAGAAGAAGCGAGCCCCCUUGAAGGGGCGCUGCUACAACUGCAAUGAGGAGGGGCACAUGGCUGCCAAGUGCCCCAACAAGAAGAAAGAUACAACGUCUGCGGCAGCCGCGAACGUAGCUGAAGGAGACGGGAAGGGCGUGUCGCUCACUGUCGCAUGUUCGGCUGCUAAGUUGCUGGCCGACGACAAGGACUUGUGGUUUCUUGACUCAGGAUGCUCCCAACACAUGACCGACCGCAAGGAGUGGUUCACGGUGAUCCGUGACCCAUCUGCAACGAAAUCGGUCAAAGGGUUUGAUGGUUCUAUGCAGAAAGUUGCCGGUGCUGGUGAGGUUUUACUGGAGGGCACUAACGGCUUGCAUGUGACCCUACAUGAUGUCCUGUUUGUGCCAGGAAUGAAGGCCAACUUGGUCUCCCCUGGGCAGCUCUUGGAUAAGGGAGCAAAGCUGCAAACCGAGGAAGGUGUCACUCGCAUCAUCGCAUCAGGAGGUCAAGUGGCUGCAACGGCACGAUACCGCCAUCGCCUUCACUACCUUGACCUGAAACCGGGGCCAGCAAGGAACGGUGCAACGGCUGCAGCGGCAUGCAACGGCACGGCGGCUGAAGCGGCAUGCACCAAUAUGGCGGGUGGAGUGGCGAGCAACGGCACAGGGGCUGCAGCAGCAUGCAACGGCACGGCGGCUGUAGUGGCAUGCACCAAUUUGGCGGGUGGAGCGGCGAGCAACGGCACGGCGGCUGCAGCGGCAUGCAACGGCAGGGCGGCUGCGGCGGCAUGCAACGGUAGGGCGGCUGUGGCGGCAUGCAAAGGCACGGUGGUUGCAGCAAUAUGCAACAAUACAGCAGCUACAGCGGCAUGCAAUGGCACAGCGGCUGAGGUGGCAGGCAAUGGUAUGCCUAAGAUAUUUGCUGAGGUGGUGUCAAGCGCGCCGGAAGAGAAUGACGAAGCGGCCAGCCUCACAACAUAUGCGGUGGGGACCGAGGCGAUGCUCAACCUGCGACACACUCACAUUGAGAAUGACCAUGCUGGUGCGGUGCAGUCCAACAAGGGUAUGCCACUUGUUCGGCUUCCCACAUCCACCAUGAUGGCCUUGGAUGCGGUUGAUGGCAACAACAUGUACGGCAUUGCAUUCCUUGCUGGAGGUGCCUAUGGCACGGACAUCUACUAUGAUGUGGAGUACUUGGAUGAGGCUGAUGAGGAGGAAGGGGGAUUGAGGAGCAUCAUCAUCAACCUCGGAGUAACCUUAACCGGACCUGAAGGCAAGGUGGUGGACAAAGGUCUCCUCGUGGUGGAAUACAUGUCAUCUACGGAAGGCUAUCUUAGUCUGCAGAUUGUGCAUGACCACCCCAACAAGACACUCCUCCUACACCAGGAUGCAUACGUGGCGAAGGUGCAGCAGCGGUUCUUCAAGGGGGCGCCACCGAAGAAGCAGACGAUCACCCCUCUCUCCUCUACCAGCUUUGUCAUGGAGGGUGCUGAGCUGUUUGCCGAUCGCACCAUGGCCGACCACCUUGCAGCAGGUGCACAUCUCAGGACGGAUGCGCAUUGGCAUGAGCUAUUCCGCACACUCUCCUACUGGGCUGCCUCACCGAACAUGGGGCUGCUUUUCAAGGGAGGUCCUGAGAGACAGAUUGGGGACAGUUUGGGGACAGAUUGGGGACAGUUUGGCGAAAUCGAUCUCGGGUCGCGUUCGGUUUGA